UGUUGUGGACUGGUCGGCCGGAGAACGGGAAGACGGAGACGCGUUUUGUUUUUGUUCAACUAAACCGUCGAAAAGGAGCCGAGUCGUCGCUUCUGUCGUCCGUUUCGGUUCGCUAAGAGCCUUAGCUCGGUGAUUAGAGCCAAACGGCCGGGCCGGAGGGCGAAUACACCGAGACAUUUGAUCUAGAAAGGGAGGACUCUUCACCCUCUGACCCCCUCCCUGCCUCCCUCACACGCUCACCACCAUGACGAUUCUCCCGAAGAAGAAGCCCAGCUCGGGGGUCGGCGUUUCGGACCACGCCGAUGACAGCGAUCGUCGGAGCGGCUCCGACCCGCACCAACACCCGCACCCACACGCAGGGAGGACCGGAGCUCGGCCGAGGGCUUCACCUCCGCCGUGGUCCUACCAGCCCGCUCCGCCCUCCGCCAGGGACGACAGGCGGAGCAUCGAGGCGAGCUCCCGGCCGCAGCAGGCCUCUCCGCCGCCCGUCGGCUCGGUGUCCCCCGUAGGACCAGGAGACGGUCGGGACAGCAGCGGCGGGAUGGUGGCCGGGACGCGCGGGGAGCUCGUCGUGUCGGCCGGCGUCGUCGGAUGCGGUGGAGGCAUCGGCAGCUGCUGCUCUGGGCCCGGACUGAGCAAGAGACGGCGGCAGGCAGGCACCUGCUCCGGUGGGGUGGUGGCGGCUCUGGCCGGCGGAGGCCAACCCGGGGUAACCGGACCGGGAGUAGUGGGGUCCAGCCAGGACACGGAGGAAGGAGCCGGGAACAACAGCGAGGACGAGUAUGAGAACGCCGCCCGGCUGCAGUCCAUGGACCCGGCUACCGUUGAGCAGCAGGAGCACUGGUUUGAAAAAGCUCUGAGGGAGAAGAAAGGCUUUGUCAUCAAGAAGAUGAAGGAGGACGGAGCGUGUCUGUUCAGAGCCGUGGCUGAUCAGGUGUAUGGAGAUCAAGAUAUGCAUGAAGUGGUCAGGAAACACUGUAUGGAUUACCUGAUGAAGAACGCCGACUAUUUCUCCAACUACGUGACAGAGGACUUUACCACAUACAUCAACAGGAAGAGGAAAAACAAUUGCCAUGGCAACCACAUCGAGAUGCAGGCCAUGGCUGAGAUGUACAACAGACCGGUGGAGGUGUACCAGUACAGCACAGAGCCAAUCAACACGUUCCAUGGCAUCCACCAGAACAACGACGAGCCAAUCAGAGUGAGCUACCACCGCAACAUCCACUAUAACUCUGUGGUGAACCCCAACAAGGCCACGAUCGGUGUGGGACUGGGACUGCCCGCCUUCAAACCAGGGUACGCAGAGCAGUCUCUGAUGAAAUCGGCCAUCAAGACGUCAGAGGAGUCGUGGAUCGAGCAGCAGAUGUUGGAGGACAAGAAGAGAGCGACGGACUGGGAGGCCACCAACGAGGCCAUCGAGGAGCAGGUGGCCCGGGAGUCUUACCUGCAGUGGCUGCAGGACCAGGAGAAACAGGCCAGACAGCCCCGUAAGGCAAGUGCCACCUGCAGCUCGGCGACGGCAGCAGCUUCCAGUGGGUUGGAUGACUGGAGCGCCCGGUCGCCACGGCAACGCGACUCAGACCCCUCCCACUCCGACCUCACAACCACCCCAUCGACCAACAACAAGCCCCCCUCCCCCGCUGGAGCCGCCCUCAUCCUGAGCAAACCCCCCUCUCCCUGCGCGCCAGGUCCCAGUAAUCAGAGUCGUCAUCAUUUGGAGUACAGAGCCAUCAUGCAGGAGAUGUCACCUACAGCAUUUGGUCUGACAGACUGGGAGGACGAUGAGAUCCUGGCAUCAGUGCUGGCCGUCUCUCAGCAGGAGUACCUGGACAGCAUCAAACACCAGAGUGCCGCAAUGCACCGAGAGAGAGAGCCGUCACCUGACAGCAGCUGAUAACCAGCCGACAGACGACACACAAACACACACACCGACACAACCAUGACCUUUGACCCCUGCCCUCCACCAUCCUGACCCCUCCACCCCCUCACCUCUGACCCACAGAAGGAGAUCGACCAGGGAAAAAAUAAAACAUCAAAGAAAUGCACACUUGUUUUUUUUUUUUUUUUUUUUUUUUCAACUCAUCUUCUCAUCUCUCUCCGUUCUGUCGGCUCCUCUUCCCUUCUUCCCUGUUUCCUUUCAUUUCCUCCUCCCCUUUCUCUCAUAAUGCCCUGCUUCCAGCCAAUAGUGAUCCAGCAUUACCAAACAACCCCCACUUUUCAUUUUCCAGAGGGAGCUCGGUCUUGCUGCUGAUUUGGGAUCAGUUCUGACAUUUAAACAUCACAUUUGGCAGCUUUCAACUUCAUCGGUUUAAAUUUUUAUCUUUUGUUUAGUUUUCAGAAUUACACCGAUGACUCUUUUUAUAGCAGGAUAUUAGCUCUGCGGCUAUCAGGCCAUUGGUUUCAAUGACGAAUGCUAAUCAGAACUGAAAAAGACAACCACUCUACAGGUACUGUUUAUUGGUGUCCUGUAUGAUAAAAUAGCAUAAAGUGUAAGUCUAGUCCCCGCUAAUGCCGCCAACAAGCCACAUUGCUGUUAGCUUAGUUGCUGAUAGCAACAAUUUUUGCCACAAUUUGUACUCCUCGUCGCGUCCGUUGGCAGCCAUUUUGUGUGAUGAAUGCUAAUCCCGCUAAUCAGAAGUGAAAAAGACGACCUCUCCACAGGUACUCCAAGCUAUCACCUGAAGUCUUACUGUGUUUAAAGCUAGUUUCCUCUCAUAUAGCUAACAAGCGCCAUUGCUGUUAGAUUAACUAUCAAUAUCUUCAUUUUUCCCCACUCAUUCUUACUCGUCUCAUAAUUCUCACUGGCAGCCACUUUGUGUGGGGAAUGCUAAUCAGAAUUCUAAAAUGCUAAUCCUGUAGGCUAAGUUAGCUCACUCUUUAGUAGGAAAACAAUCACCCAAAGUCUUACUAUGAGGUAAAGUUAGUUCCUACUAACACUGCUAACUAGCUACAUUGCAGUUAGCUGCCAAUAGCAAAAUUGUGAGGAACGCUAAUCCCGCUAAUCAGAACUGAAAUUUAUGGAAAAGUUAUACUAAAGCAUCUUUAUCAGUGUCCUGUAGGCAACAUUAGCAUGCUUCUCAACAAGCUAGCUAUCGCCUGAAGUCUUACUGUGUUUAGCUAGUGCUAACUCUUGCUAACAUAGCCUCGAUUGGUUGUCCUGUUAAUUCUGAUUACUCACACACACAAAAGGAGUAGUAGUAGUUGCUACAAGAGGAUUGAGAAUUACUGGUAAACAGUUUUGCUAUUGACAGCUAAGCUAACAGCAGAACAGCUUGUUAGCGGUGUUAGCAUUCUUUAACUUAGUCUACAGCACCCAUAGUGUUACUUUUCAAGCUUAGCUGCCGUGAGCAAUAUUGUUUCCUGCUCAUUCUCAAUCCUCUAGUAGCUCACACUGGCAGCCAUUUUGUGAGGAAUGCUAAUCAGAAAUGAAGAAGGCAACCCGCCUGUGGCGUAUACGUUAUGUUAGCAUGCUCUUUAUUGAGCAGGCUAUCGCCUCAAGUCUUAUGUUUUAAAGCAGUAUCCUUUGGUUUCUAGGUUUCUAACACUGCUAACAAGCUGCAUUACAGUUAGCUUAGCUGCCAAAAGCAAAAUCAUUGUCACAGCUCCAUUGGCAGCCAUGUUGUGCGACCAACACAUAUUUACUUUCCAUCGUUGUCUGAGAAAUAAAACAGCCAGCAGUGACUUCAUGGUCUGUAACACCUCCUCCCUCUUUCUCCUUUUUGUCUUUCUUCUCCUCUUCCUCCACCAUGACCUCCAUCCUCAUCAUCAUCAUUGGACUUAUUUAGCUGCAUGUUUAAUUGACCACGACCAAUAUCAUCAUAGAGAAAAAGCGACAAAUAGAAAAGGAGAGAAAAAAAGAGAAUUGUCAUACUUAUCCCCUUAAUGAUUGAUUAUUAUUGUUGUUAUUAUUAAUAAUAUAAGU
This is a messenger RNA of Seriola dumerili (greater amberjack), 3922 nucleotides long. RefSeq names its product OTU deubiquitinase 5 (gene otud5a). Lineage: Eukaryota; Metazoa; Chordata; Actinopteri; Carangiformes; Carangidae. Bases 245 to 1894 code for a protein of 549 amino acids. The record is from RefSeq and is a predicted model, not a curated record. The transcript has 9 exons. Gene Ontology annotation, molecular function: cysteine-type deubiquitinase activity; K63-linked deubiquitinase activity. Gene Ontology annotation, biological process: protein deubiquitination.